Messenger RNA from Nasonia vitripennis (jewel wasp), 2053 nucleotides. Its product is annotated as pollen-specific leucine-rich repeat extensin-like protein 1. The coding region runs from base 394 to 1620 and encodes 408 amino acids. NCBI's taxonomy places the organism in Eukaryota, Metazoa, Arthropoda, Insecta, Hymenoptera, Pteromalidae. The transcript has 4 exons. The record is from RefSeq and is a predicted model, not a curated record.
UCACUUUCACCGGAUUUAAUCUCCCUUUGCGUCUAUCGUACCAUAGUGACAUUUCAUAUACUGUUUUAAAUAUUUAGGCACUGUCCACGCGAUACCAUGGCACCAUAUAGUAUUAGAAAGAAUUUAUUAAAAACAAAAAAGUCACAUUUAACCUCAAAAUUUCUUCAUUCAUUUAUGUAUUAGUAAAUAUUAUUAUUAGUGUAACAACAUGUUUAGAUGACUUUUAUAUUUUUUAAUUAUUGUUUGUUUAUAGCAAAACACAUCACAAAGCAAAAAAAUUAAUAAUGAAAAGCCAAAAACGUUUUGAAGAGAAUAGAUAACUAUUUCGAAGUACCACCAUUUCGUGAUCUUGAAGAAAAUAAUGUGACAGCAAAUUCUGGUACUUUCUCAGUAAUGAAAAGUGCAGUAGUAGUUUUAGAAAAAUUGGCAUCCGAAAAUAAUAUGAUAACCGAUCAGCCAUCCUCCCCAGAAUCACCAUCGCUACUUGCAACUCGAAAGAGAAAAAUGUCAAAACCAGGCGAUGUGAAUUCAAAGCCACCACAGGCAUCUGGUUCUUAUGUCAAAGUACCACAAUCCAAAAAACCAACUAUAUCACCGUCAUCAUCUGAAUCAGAAACAGAAUCAUAUGAUUCACUGCGUCUCGACUUGUUUUAUAAAUACAAGCAACCUCAAGAAUCUUCAAAUAAUCCAGAUGGUCAGUUAUCACCAAUUCAAAGCUUUUCACCUGAAUCUCAAAAAAGUACACCACGAAGGAAUACACCAUCUCCAAACUUAUCUGAAAAUAUAUCACCUGAACACACACCACCACCUGGUCGACCUUUGUUUACGCCAUCUCCUUCACGAAGUCAGGUGAUACAACCACAAGAUGCACCAGGUGAACGACAGCCACCAGUGCGAAAUGAGGUUAGGGAUUCCCGAGAUGCACCAGGUGAUGUACCACAGCCACCAAUACGAAAUGAAAUUGAUGGAGAACCCCAAGACGCAGCAGAUCAAGAACAGCUACCGAUUCAAAAUGAAGAUAUAAUAGAAGUUCAAGAUCCAGUAAAUAGAGAGCAGCCUCAAAAUGGACACCAGUCGCCACCUCAGAAUGAACCAAGGCCAAGACGUAUCAAGUAUUAUAAAAUGACAGAAUAUGUCAAAAAUUGCGUGGAAUACUACGCUAAGAGAGGAGAACCUGGUAAUCGAGAAAUGCGGAGGCGAUAUAAUAUAGCAUUUGGAAAUGAGCUGUACCUUGGAGAGGAUAUAUCUGUUAAUUUACUGCAGUGGGAACUUUUGCAAAGGCAUAAGCCACAAGUAUUCCUGAUAGAAUUGGCUGUGCUUAUUUGGGGAGAAAGGAAUUUAUGUAACAGAGCAUUGGACUUGACCCGAGGGGUGGAGAAUAUUCCUAACAGGUCACCAGUGAAGUUAAUUGAAAAAGAUAUAUUACGAUUGCUAAUAAGCCUCUACAAUGACUUUCUUAAUAACCACAAGUAUCCAAGUGACGAGAAAGCAUCUUAUUUGCUACGGGCAACUCAUGUUUUGAGACAUAAAAUAAGAGAUCUGCGUGCUGCAGAGAAAAAUAAAUUUCAGCUACCAAAUGUCAACGCUCAAAGACGUUUAAGAUAUAACGUCAGAGAUUAAUCUUAUUUAACAGAUUUUCUUUUUUAAAAUGUCAUCUGUAUUCAGUUAAGUUUCUUAUUUUAUAGGAGCUAUUUAAAUCAAAGUAUAUUAUUUUGUUUCAAGAUCAACUAGUCGAAGAAACGCUAGUCCUAGUAGAGAUCACUACUAAAAAUCAAAAAUAUAACAUGAGUUCAGUCACAUUUCUUACUUUCUAGUAGUGAUUUCAAUUAAAAUAUAAACUUUUUGUUUCGAGGUUCACUAGUCGAAGAACCCUAGUCAAAAAUUGACGUUUUGUAAGUUUAGGAUUACAAAAAUGAAAAAAUCACAAUACUUUGAUAGGCAGUUGGAGAACUGAUUAAAAUGAUUAAAAAUUAUUUGAGCAGAGGCAUUAUUGUUAACCUAAAUGGAUUUUAGCAAUUUUAUCAUUUUAAUCGUUUCUUGUCCUUACCUGUUA